Messenger RNA from Malus domestica (apple), 1802 nucleotides. Its product is annotated as mevalonate kinase-like. Gene Ontology annotation, molecular function: mevalonate kinase activity; ATP binding. The record is from RefSeq and is a predicted model, not a curated record. NCBI's taxonomy places the organism in Eukaryota, Viridiplantae, Streptophyta, Magnoliopsida, Rosales, Rosaceae. Gene Ontology annotation, biological process: isoprenoid biosynthetic process; isopentenyl diphosphate biosynthetic process, mevalonate pathway. Gene Ontology annotation, cellular component: cytosol; cytoplasm.
CAUCCAACUUUGCAACCUUAAUUUUACACGGUGGUCCCAGCACGUGGUCGUUGCACGCGCCACCUCCUGCAUGGAGAAAAAAAGACCUGAAAAACGAGGAGCCAAAAAAACGAAUCAGAAGGCAAUGCGGCGUUUGAAUAAAUAAUGAAAGAGGCCAACGGUGGUUGGUUGCAGCAGCCUAAUUUCGACUUUUCUUACAUUAAUGGACCGUAUAUAUUUUAACCCACCAAGUUCCAAGUUCCAAGUUCCAACCACCACACUCUCCUCGCACCAGGGAGACUAUCUGCAAUUUUCAGAAUUGGCAUCAAAAUAUUUGGAUUUGGUGACCAGAUUGGAACCAUUCAACUAGUUUCAAGAAAUGGAAGUGAAGGCACGAGCUCCUGGAAAAAUUAUACUCUCGGGGGAACAUGCUGUUGUUCAUGGAUCGACGGCGGUGGCUUCCUCCAUUGACCUUUACACCUACGUCUCUCUUCGCUUUCCCACUCCCUCUGAUAGUGAUGAUGCACUAAGACUCCAGCUCAAGGAAGUUGGAUUAGAGUUUUCAUGGCCUAUUGGUAGAUUAAAAGCAGUCCUAUCAGAAUUAGAUAUUCCCAACUCAUCAGUGCCAACCUCAUGUUCACUGGAGUCGACUAAAUCACUUGCUGCUUUAGUUGAUGAACUGAAGAUUCCAGAGGCAAAAAUUGGACUUGGUGCUGGAGUGUUGGCUUUUCUUUGGCUGUAUUCAUCUAUCCAAGGAUUUAAGCCUGCUACUGUUGUUAUCACUUCAGAACUUCCAUUGGGUUCAGGCCUGGGAUCAUCCGCUGCAUUCUGUGUUGCACUCUCGGGUGCUCUUCUUUCUUUCUCAGAUUCUGUAAGUCUGGAUUUGAGCCACAAAGAGUGGACCAGUUUUGGGGAAAGUGAACUUGAUUUGCUGAACAAAUGGGCUUUUGAAGGUGAAAAGAUCAUCCAUGGAAAGCCAUCUGGAAUCGACAAUACAGUUAGCACAUACGGCAAUAUGAUCAAGUUCAGAUCAGGUAGUUUGACUCGCAUCAAAUCGAACACGACACUCAAAAUGCUUAUUACCAACACAAAAGUUGGGAGGAACACGAAGGCAUUAGUCGCUGGUGUUUCGGAGAGAACUUUAAGGCAUCCAAAGGGCAUGGCUUCUGUGUUUAACGCAGUGGAUUCUAUCAGCACGGAAAUGGCCAACAUCAUCCAAUCGUCUGCGCCCAAUGAUCUCUCCAUCACUGAGAAGGAAGCGAAAAUAGAAGAGUUAAUGGAAAUGAAUCAAGGUUUGCUCCAAUGUAUGGGGGUCAGCCACGCUUCAAUUGAAACCGUUAUCCGAACAACGUUGAAAUACAAGUUAGCUUCCAAGCUGACGGGAGCUGGGGGCGGAGGUUGUGUUCUCACGCUGCUGCCAACCUUGCUAUCAGGAACUGUUGCUCAUGAAGUAACUGCUGAACUGGAGUCUUGUGGAUUCCGUUGUCUGACGGCCGCCAUCGGUGGAAACGGAGUCGAAAUUUGCUUCGGCGGUUCAUCGUAACGUCCCUUCCGAAGUGCUGAGAGUAAGAAGAUCUUAAAGCUCCAUUGAUGGCUGGUAGGACACAAGCUCUCUCUGCUCUCUGUAAAUUAUUUUCCAGUAUUCUGAAUUUUUAAUCCGAUUAAUUUCCGUCUUCCUAUUUUUUGACGGAAAUAUUUCAAAAGAACUGGCAAUCUGUCCUGGUUCGUAGAUUUCUCGUGGCGUAAACAAGAUUGUUGCAUAUACAUUUGUUUGUGAGAGAUGAUAUUCUUUACAGGAAGGUGUUGAAUUAUUUUUAUCUUAA